Owenia fusiformis is the source of this 2351-nucleotide messenger RNA. Lineage: Eukaryota; Metazoa; Annelida; Polychaeta; Sabellida; Oweniidae. The record is from the annotation of a GenBank genome assembly.
ACUAUCCAAAAGGUGUCAGCACUGUACAGGAAGUCGAAUAAUUUUUUGAUAGAUUCUAAAAUCAUCUACUAUUUGCGUGAUUACUGACGCUACACACCUUUUAGUCGCAUAUAAGAUCUGGUCCACACUUGUAAAACAAUGAACUAAUUGUAUGUCAAAAGUUGAAAACCUGCAUCAGUGGAGUAUGGAGUCUAAUGAUGCUGUAUCAGAUAUGAGGGAGCCUACUGUUAGGUUUAGAAUGUACCCCAACCUUGAUUUGGACCUUAAUUUACCAGAAUCUCAGAACAAUAAGGAUGAACGACCAGUUUCUAUGCUCUAAAUUGUAUGGUGAAUGUUUGAAGAAAUAACCAUAGGCAGCUCAUAACAAAAGACUCACUGCUGACAUAGUGCAUGGUGUGACCAAUACAAGGAUGGAAGGCCAGUGAUAUGCAACAUACAUAGUUAGUGUGCAGCACGCAUUUAAGUCAAGUGUGACAUAUAUGUCAACUGUGACAUAACCGACAGACCUGACACUAAAUAACCAAUUAAUAAUUGCAUGGUGUGACAAUACUUUGAAUAUAGGAUAUAUAGUAAUAGAAAAGUGUGACAUAUCCAAGUGUGAAAAAUAACUCAAGUGUGACAUAUAGUCAAAUGUGACCUAAUAUAGUUGAUGCAGUCUUUCACAUUUUACAAGUCUGGAACACUUCACCCACUACAAUUGGAUUAUAUAUGUGGCUAAAGUAAUCUGAUAGUGCAUGAUCUAUAUAGUAGUGCACUUAUAGCAUUGAGUGCAACAUCCUGAGGCAUCGAGUGUGAGUGCAGCAUUGAGUGCAGACUUGGAGCAUUAACAGUUAACCAUGUCAGGACAAAGCAGUGGCACCAAGCACUGCAACUGAUAUGAGCAUAUAUUACAGUGCUCUUGACAUACCUAAUAUCGAUGAGGAAAACACUAAACCAAGAGUAAAGAUGGAAACUUUCCCUGAGGGAAGAAAUCUACAUUUUGACGAUGGAGUUAGAAGGAUAGACUUCGUUCUUGCUUAUGAUACAAAGGACGAAGAUCAGGAGAAACAACAAACUCGGACUGUUUUCGAACGCAACCUUCAGCAUGAGGGUCUAGAGCUAGAGAAAAAUAUUCAGGAUGAUAGUACAAUAUGCUACAUUAAGAUCCAUGUACCAUGGGAAACUUUGACACGGUACGCUGAGAUCAUGAAACUAAGAGUCCCAAUGGAGGAGAAACUUGAUGAUGUUCUGCCAACUUUCAACCUUUGGGAACUCAUGGCUGGAGUUUUCCAGAGAGUCAUCAACUGGUUUGCUUUGGAUAAGAGUCUGAUGCCUCCCUUUAAUAAACAAUUUACCUGUGUUUAUAAUCGACAUAAAGAAUACCUAUUUGCCAUCCCAUCUAACAAAGAAACAUUCUUCUUGAACACACAACGCAGUAUGGUUGUGGACUAUAUUCUGCGGAGGAAGCGCUUCAGUGAUGAUCCCAAUGACAACAUGGCUUUUGGAAUCAGAAAGUUGAUAUCUGAUGGCUUUUAUGAGGCAGCUUAUCCCCUACAUGAGGGGAGUUGGAAACCAAAGAGCCUGAAACCCAAUGUUCGUAAAAUGUUAUAUGACCACUGGGCACACUGGAGCAACUGGCACAAGCUCCAACCAUUGGAUUAUAUCAGGUAUUACUUUGGUGCAAAGAUAGGGAUGUACUUUGCCUGGUUGGGGUUCUACACAUACAUGUUGAUACCAGCAUCUAUAGUUGGACUAGUUGUCUUCAUAUAUGGACUAGUCACCUUUCAGGAUAAUGUGCCAAGUGAUGAUAUAUGUAACAAAGAAUGGAAUAUCACCAUGUGUCCGCAGUGUGACAAUAGGUGUCCUUUCUGGAACCUCAAUGAGGCUUGUACCCACUCCAGGGUCAGCAGACUCUUUGACAAUGGGGCCACCGUCUUCUUUUCUAUCUUCAUGACAUUUUGGGGUACAUUUUUCCUUGAGUUCUGGAAGCGCCAACAGGCCAGUAUUCAGUACCAGUGGAACCUAAUACACUUUGAAGACGAAGAGGAACCUCCGAGACCAGAGUAUCUUGCAAGAAUGGCACAGAAUAAAAACAUCAGAUGUAAAAGUAAUCCAAUCACUAAACAAGAAACUAUAGAAAUAUUACAAGAUAGUAAAUAUCUUCCACCAAGGCUACAGGAGCCACAUCUGCCAUUUUGGAAAACCAGAGUUCCAAUAUUUGUCUUCUCUUUCUCUAUUAUGCUAUUCCUGCUAAUUCUGGCACUAGCUGCUGUGUUUGGUGUAGUGGCAUACCGUAUGGCAAUAGUAGCAGCUUUGUACCUCAGUGACAACCCCAUGUUCUACAGGAAUGCCAGUAUUAUCACCUCAGCCAC